Cyanistes caeruleus (blue tit) is the source of this 10777-nucleotide messenger RNA. NCBI's taxonomy places the organism in Eukaryota, Metazoa, Chordata, Aves, Passeriformes, Paridae. The record is from RefSeq and is a predicted model, not a curated record.
UAAAACACUUUCCCCUUCUCUCUGCCAGCCUUUGGGAGGACUCUCGUCCUGACUCGGUGAAGGUUCCGCUCCCUCUUCCCCCAGCCCCUGAUCCCUCCUCGGCGCGGCAGCCCACCCAGGAGGGCAUCAGUAUCAGCCCUCUCCGGUGCGCCGGGGAAGUUGCUGACAUGCCUGCCGCUGGGUCCCGGUGCACCGGCAGCGGCGGGGAGCCGGAUUUAAAGGGGAAUUGUGCUGCAGACAAUGCACAGCAGCAGCAUCUGGAGCAGCCCUGGGGACCGGAGCUCCGGUUUUGACAUUGCUGCACACACAGCACCAGCCGCAAUGACAGCAGCUGCCUGGAGUGGCUGCAGGCAGCAGGCAGGAGCAUGAAGUAGAGAGAUCACUGCAGUGCUCAAGAUGAACUCCUCUUUGGUUGGCAACCAGAGUGGCCGGCCCUUCUGUCUCCUGGCCAUUAGCUAUUUGGAGACCAUCAAUUUUUGCCUCCUGGAAGUGGUUAUUAUUGUGUUCCUCAUGGUGCUGAUUAUUUCGGGCAACAUUAUUGUGAUAUUUGUCUUUCACUGUGCACCUCUGCUGAACCACCACACCACCAGCUACUUCAUCCAGACUAUGGCGUAUGCUGACCUCCUGGUGGGCGUGAGCUGUCUGGUGCCUUCUUUGUCUCUGCUGCACUAUCCUAUUGUUUUAAGUGAGUCUUUGGUUUGCCAAAUCUUUGGUUAUGUGGUAUCAGUGCUGAAGAGUGUCUCCAUGGCCUCCUUGGCCUGCAUCAGCAUUGACAGAUACAUUGCCAUCACGAAGCCCCUGACCUACAACACGCUGGUUACCCCGUGGAGGCUGCGAAUCUGCAUAUUGACCAUUUGGCUCUACUCCUGCCUGGUCUUCUUACCCUCCUUUCACUGGGGAAAGCCUGGAUAUCAUGGGGACGUGUUCCAGUGGUGCGCCAGUUCCUGGAACACCGAUCCCUAUUUCACCCUCUUCAUUGUGGUGAUGCUCUACGCCCCGGCCGCUUUCAUCGUCUGCUUCACCUACUUCAACAUCUUCCGCAUCUGCCAGCAGCACACCAAGGAGAUCAACGAGCGGCGGGUGCGCUUCAGCUCGCAGGAUGGGGAGGCUGGGGAGGCCCAGCCCUGCCCGGACAAGCGCUACGCCAUGGUCCUCUUCCGCAUCACCAGUGUCUUCUACAUCCUGUGGUUGCCCUACAUCAUCUAUUUCCUGCUGGAGAGCUCCAAUGUCUAUAGUAACCGCGUCGCGUCCUUCUUGACCACUUGGCUUGCCAUUAGCAACAGUUUCUGCAACUGUGUCAUUUACAGUCUCUCCAACAGUGUCUUUCAGAAGGGGCUGAAGCGUCUCUCGGGGGCCAUCUGUGCCUCGUGUGCUAGACAGAGGGUAGCUAAGGACUCCUCUACCUCUAGGAGCAAAAGAUCUUCCAAUGGAUGUCAUGUCUAGGACGCCUGUCAGCUGGACUGGGAAGUGCAGGGACAAUUGCGUAGAUUGCAAAAUAAGUUAGAUACGAUUCUAAGAUAUCCAGAUUUGCAAAAAGGUUUCUGAGAAAUGCUGCUGACAUAGGAGGAUCAGGAGCACAUAGCGUUGUGGUUUCACUUUAAAAAAUGAUUGCUGUGGAGGAGGCUGUGGAGUUUCACCUCCACAUUCAUUUUAAAGAAUAAAGCUGUAUCUUGACACUUACCUCUCCAGCUGGUGUGACUGAAUGGAGUGGGUGUCUGAGAGCUUCGGCAAAAUGUAGUCUUUCUUACAGCUUUACUGGGUUCUUUGGAGAUUCGUGCUUCACAUGUAAAUGAUAGAUCUGAAGUGGAAAUGUCACAGUCUAUGGUAUAUUACAGGGAUUUUUUUAAUAUAUGCCAAAGUAUAUUGACACAACGUUCCAGCGUCAGAACAGAAGGGGCCAAACAAUUUGUUUUUCAGUGCUACCUAGACAGGACUUGUAGAACAGGAGUUGAACAAUGUGAACAUUUCAGUGUGAACUCUGUUAAUGAGCCGUGAGUGCAGCAAUGUGGUCUGAGCAGUCAUACUCUUAGGGCUGAGGUGGCUUCCGUGCCCUGUUUCCCUGGUAGGAUGCAUGUUUGGAUCAGAGUGCGGAUCUGUGUUUUCCUGUUUGUUGUGAAGUAAGAAGAAAAACUUGGAUCAGACCAAAUUUAGCAGUUAAAUAAAAUGUAUUUUGAUAAGCUAAGAGAAAAUAUGUGUUGCUUUAUGAUACCAGAGUUGUGGCAGCCACUCAAAGAUGAUGCCAACAUGUGAAAAUUGUUCUCAAACCAGUGGAGAAAUGCCGCGGGUUUGUAUGUGGAAAUUUUCUCAAGAACAACUUUAAAAAUAACAUGUCCCCUUUUUUUUUUUUUUUUUUUUUUAAUCUAAAUUCUUCUGAUAUUUUACAUACUGGAACUUAAGGGGAAAGGAAAGAAAACAAUUGUCUUCUAAACAGCUAAGGGAACUAUGUUGUAAAUUUAACUGUAGUAUUUGAGUUAUUCAUAAGUGCACAGAGCUAAAUCAGAGACAUUUUUCUUUAGCCUUCAUGGGAUUAAAGAUGGUUCAAAUAUAGCAGGAGCUAAAUCCUGUUGGCAAAAGCAUAUCUAACUGGUCAGACAAAGGCAAUAUCUGAGGAACCAGAUCUCAUUGAACACAGCUUGUUCAAGCUAGCCUACAUUAAAUCUUUAGAGUACUGUCAUGCUGUUAAGAAGGCAGAAUGGCCCUCAAAUUGUUGAGUUUUUUGUAGAGAAUAUCCUUGUCUUUUUACUGAUGCCAUUUUGGAAAUGAAGGUGAAGCAAGUAUUCCUGUAGUGGUGGAUUGCAGUGUCCCCCUGUCCUGGAGCAGGGCUGUCCCUCUGUCUCUCCUGCUCUCAGAGCAGCUUGUGCUGUGCCCCUGACCAUCCACCCUCUGUGCCCCUCCUUGUGCUUCCAGUCACUGCCUUGGGCUGCUGAGUGGGGAGUUCCCUGAGCUCCUCUGGUACAGCUGGUGUGCUCUUAGUCACAGUGGGAAUGCAAAGAAGGAUAGGGAAAAAUAAUGUGAUAUUUUUAGAAUUGGGGUAAUUCUGUUGGCGAAAGGGAAUGCUCUGUUUAUGUUAAAUGAUUUCAAGUCUGUGUUGUUCCAUAUCAAGAUCAUAUUUUUAAUACUCUGCCCUGUCCCUCCUGGAAAUUCCCCCCUCCUCUGUGCAGUGCUGUGAGCCCUGGCCUCUCCUCUCUCUGCCUUGCCCUGGAGGAUACCAGCUUGUCUCUGCCCCAUCACAUGCCACGAUUGCUACAGCCCAGCCCUGCUGCCCAUCCACAUUUGCUCUAGUGCAGUCUCGUGGGGCUGCCAGUGAGGAAAUGGGGAAGGAGAGAGAGAGAGCAGCAGGAUGAAGCAUUCCUGGCAUGGCAUGUAAUUGUCAGCACUCAGUGCUGGUGCACUUGAGUGCCUCUCCUGGAUGUGUGUGUACCUGUUCAGGGGAGGAUGGGGCAGAACCCCCUGCUACUGCUGCCUCCUUCUGUUGGAGGGCCCUGGGGCAAAGCAUUUAAGUGGCAUCUUGAUCAGCUUCCAGCGUAUUUCAUCUCAAGAUAAACAUCCUCUUUAGUUCAUCUGAAAUUUUAAGAGCACAGGUGGUCUAAACCCUGCUGCCUUCACACCACCAUUUCUUGCUCUCCUUGUAGUAAAGAGCAGAGAGGGGCUUGUGCUGGGUCCUCGCAGACACGCCCGGGGUGCUUUGCUCGGCAGAGCCCUCUCAGUCGGAAUUUUGGUUAGACACAGCCAGCCGUGGGGGUAGCACAGGGGUGGAGUGACUCACUUGGAAAAGAAGUGGGAUAAUAAGCUUGCAGCACAUCGUGGCUGAUUGUCUCAGGCGCUCUGUGGGUAUGAUGGCAAAGGUGGGCUUCGGGGAACAAUUCAAGGGCUUUUGUCACUCAUAUCAAAGUGUGUGUGUGUGUGGUGUUCUUGGAACAGCCUCUCAGGUAAACUCCCUGUAGCCUUUCUCUGACUCUUCACCUUAUCUAACAUUUCCAAGUCUUUGAAAUGAUGCAGUGUGUCAUUGAAAUAGCAUUUGAUUAGACUUAAUAGAAGAGAAGAAUCUGCUGCGGCCUAAAACCCUAGAAACGGCAGUUUCAGGUGUAAGUGGAAGCUGGAAAGAGUGUUGCUUUUGGGGUUUUUUAUAGCUAAAUAGAGGGUUUAAACAGGAGCAUUGCAUGCUAGUUUUUGAGAAUUUUGAAAGUUUUUGGAACUGGUAAGGGGUCUAAAUCAUGGCCUAGAGAUUUAACUGGAGCUGAAGCAGUCGUUCUUUCAGCCCUGAGCCAGGAAUUGCACUUGGAGCAUGGUGGCUGAUCCAGAUGCAGAUGCAUUCUUGCAGCUGUUGCUGCUUUGCAGCAAAGGUUCACUUCUAACAUUCCUGACAGCCAGGCUGUUUUCAGUUGCCUUACUCAUCUCCAAGUCUUCCUCAGCUCGGACGUUUUCUGUAAGAGGUGAAAAUCAGAAUCUGGAAGACUCCAAGAGAUAAGGAUGAAGAGGAGUUGCAUCCAAUUGAUGCAUUCAGGUUUCAUCCACUAUACAGACACUUCUAGUGUUGCCUCAGUAGCUUAGUUUUAGUGUCAAAUAUUUAUCUUUUUGUCUGUGUUAAUUUAUUGAUAUUUUAAACAUUUAAAUUAUGGUUUUUCCCUCUUAAGUUAAUGUCGAUGUAGCACAUGUUUUGAUGUUUUAAAUAUUUGUAACCUUUGAGUCUGUUGUCUUCAGUGAAAUUGCAGGGGGUGAAUUCUGUUCACUGUGCCAACGGUGGGAAAAAUAAUUUUGACAAGCAGGACUUUGUUUCUCAGCAGUGCAUUGAACACCUUUGGUCGUGCACCCAACACAGGCACAGGGAUCCUUCCCAUCACAAUCCAUGCUAGGAGUGGUCAGGCAGCAAACUUCCCAGCUGGAUCAUUUUCAUCCUCCACACAUGAAAUGAAUCCACUUCUGGCUCUUUUUGUGUCUGGGUGCUUUGGAAAUCGGUGCUGAGAGCAUUGCACAGAUAAAUGCCACGCUGAGGGGAGGACAGAAAUCAGAUUGCAUCUUCAUAAAAAUGGGGCUGUGAUAUGAUUAAAUGAACUAAUUUUGAAGUUCCAUCUCAGACUAUAAAUUUAUUUUUUAUUAGAGUUUAUCUGCCUCACUUUAAAAUUAAGCUGCUGGAAGGUUCAAUUAGCAAGAUGCAAUUCAGUGGCUUUUUUUAGUGCCAUGGGAAGGAUUUCUAUACUCACAGCUUCUCAGAAAAUGGUAAUUUGCUUCAUGUAGAAGUCCCUUUUUUUUAAAAAAAAAAAAAUUACUGGAAGUUUAGGUUGUGAUUAUUUUGUCAUUUUCCAAAUAUACUGGGAAAAUAGCUGUGAAAUACAUUUUUUUUUAUGAUCUCAAUCAAGGGACAGUAUUUUUAAACUCAACAGAAAUCUUUUGUGUCAAACAAAAGUUUUGCUUUUAUCUACUGUUAAUUUUUUUUUGUUAGAUGUUACCAGUUUCUACAGUCUUCAUUUGUUGGUGGGGAGUUUGUACUUGUUUUUAAGCUUCUUAUCACUCAGAAAUAUGUUUCUACUACUUGGAAUUCUGACAUGGCUCAGUGUCAGAGUGCCAAGGGGCAGUUUUGGAUAUUUGUCACAAGUCUUUGACAGGAGGAAAAGGGUACAAAGUACCGAGGCACAGAGAAUUGCAAGAGACAGAGAAUUCCCAAUGGCAUUGUUCCCUCCUGCUCAUAUAAAGGCUUUAUGUGUGAGAACCCUACAUUUCAGUUUGUCUGUUCUGAAAAAAGACAUUUCCAAGGCCUGGAUGUGAUACGAGAUGGAAACAUUCAGUGUGCAAAUUCAAUAUGCAGACUUUUUGCUUUUUAUUGUGGUGUUCCCAAGUGCUGUCAUCAAGGCAGUAAUUCUAUGAGUCAGGAAGUCUGAAAUAUUUCACAUAUUAUACAUGAAAUAUUUAUACAAGUCUGAUCUAUCUUCACAUCAGGUUUUGAAGUUAACAGAACUUCUAAGUCAGGUUGGUGCUUUAAAAAAUAUUUCUUAGGAACCAGUAUGUGAGCACAGGAAUCUGCCUUCAGACUUUACAAACAAAAGACCCUUUUAAAAUUUUUCUGAUUCAUCUGUUUUAGAUAAUUUAAUAAGAGGAGGUGGAGGUUUUGGAAGGCUUUUUUUUCAUUGUUUUAGCACAUGUUCAGUUCUGAAUUUUUGAAGCACCUGCUGAAGCUUUUGCCUGACUUGACCCUUAUUUUAUUGUUUGGUUUAGAAAUGUUUCUUCUUCCCUUCUAUGAUUUUGCAGAAUACAACACAUCCUUUCCAUGCUGUCAUUCAAGAUAAACUCAGAUUUUAAUCCAAGUUUAUCCAAAUGUUACCUUUAAUGUUCCCUGUAUGGUGAAUGCUGUUGUGUGUGUGGGGCUGUGAGGAGCUUGCAGCUGGUCAGGUUUUACAGACUGUCUCCAAAGCAAACAGCCCCUCUUUGGGAUGGUGGGAGAAUGUUCCAUUUUCACUAGUGAAGUGUAUUCUUCUGGGCCAAUGUCUGACUUCCAGUUGGUAUUUCCAUUAUUGCCCGGGCUCUGCAGAGGUACUGCUUUGAAAGAUGUUUCUGCACAUAAACAAAGGCAUUUAAUACUAAAGUUAUGCUUCUGGAAGGGGAUAUUUAAAUUAAAAUUUAAUAAGUGUAGGACCAGGUGCAGUUGUGUUCAGAGAAAGAAACUGAAAGUUGUGGUGAUGGAAACAAAGAGAGGAAACCUGCUGGAGGUCAGUCAAAACAAUGGAGUAUUUAAUGUGGGUCAUUUUCUUUACAAUACACAGUAUUUCUUUUAAAUAUGGAGUUUAACCUUCUUGCUUUUGCUUUGCUGCUCCCUGGAGGCAGCUCCUCUGAGCCUGGGGGUCUCCCACACCCACCCCAAAGGGAUUCCCUGCAGACCUGGGGUGACGAUCAGCCUCUGAUUUGAGUUCAGGUAAUGUCAGUCCAUGUCACUGUCUGAGGUGUUCAGCCACAGGGAGUUAAUCUGAUGGGAUAUACUUACUUUGGUCAGCUUUUCAGGUUUUUUUCUUGUGAUGUUGUUUUCUAGACAGGUGAAAUGUUUGUUUUUAGAGGCAGCUUUGCUGAUGGUUCUGCACACAAUGUUGAUUUCUGUCAUCUGUCAGUUCUUAUCCCAUUGCAGAGUGGAAAACAAGCCCCAGUCUGUCAGCUCUGCAGGCAUUCAGUGUGGCUGCAGAUGGAGGUGUUUGUGGGUCUCACCCAUAUCCCAUUUGCAUCUCCUGAGCUUUAGCAGUUAAUGAAGACAUUAGCAGAAGUGAUGCCUGUGUCCUGGUCCAGGUUGUUUCUUUACAUCUCAGAUGUCCUUCAGCAAUCUGUGAAUCAGAACUGAUCCUCGUGCUGGUGAUUUGGUGAUUGUUUCAGCUGAGAAACAGAAGUUGUUAAAGUCAUCUUUGUUUUGUCCUGAAGCUGUUUUGGGGUUGUGUUGCAAUCCCUGAGCUGAUCAUAGGAUGAUCUCCAGGGGAGCUCAGGAGGCCCCAGGUCCCUGUGGAACAGACCUGUUGGUGGGUUGGUAACCAGUAGCUUUAUUGGCUGAGAAGUUUAAACAAGUGAUAAUGUUUAGAUGGGGGUUGACAGAGACACCUGUGUUUGGAAGGGGGCGAUCAGGGAAGGCUCCACCUGCCUGCGCGUGAGGCCUGAGGUGCAGCACAGGGGGAUGGAACAGAGCAGGCAGUCCAGACUUUCUGUUCUGACUUCUUUAGAAAUUUGUAAGAUGAGGAUAGCAAGUUUGUAAUUCAAAGCUUUGGCUUAUUUCUGAUGGUCUUUACUGGAGAUCCUUCCAUUAAAAGGUGAAAUAAAUUCGAGUGUCUCCUCAUAAAGAUGAACUCAAAUCUUGCUGUGCAUAUGCGAGUCAUUCUCAGUGUUACACAGACCACGUGAACCAAGCAAUCAAAUGCUUAAUAAACCAAGUCAUUACUUUUAUGGUAAAUUGAAAAAAGUUCUUCUGGGAUUUCAACUGUAAAUGAAUCCUUGAAAAUCAAUAAUUAGAUUAGUAAAGGAUGACGUUUUAAUAUGCUGGCAGGAAUAUAGAGGGAUUUGUCAGGGGAAGCAAAAUCAGACUUUGCACUAAAGUGGCUUAGGUAUAUUUAUAGUUCUAGUGAUUCUGUGUGUGUGUGGGAUCUUUGGACUGUUUUAAUAUAAUGUAAGGCUUUGAGCUUUAGCAAACUCAAGUUGCUCGUUUUAUGAAGUUACAUUAGUACCACACUGUGAAGUAUUUUUAAAUAUUAGCAUUACUAAGUAUUAAAAGUAUUUAAUAAAAACAUUUUUUAAAACGUUUUCUGUAGAAGCUGUCAAAUGAAUUGUUGUUUAAUGUACAAAGAAAUAAAACCUGAGGGCUGUAAGGUACCUGUAUGUUUCUGAUCACCUCGGUUUUUGAGGGGUUAGGUAUUUCUUGAGGUUAAAUUGUCAUUAAAACCUACAAAAAAUACUGGUGCAGUUAAUCCUUUCAGAGAACAGAAAGCAGCAUUACCUCCAGCCAUGCUUUUGAACUGUCUGAAAGGAUUUGCAAUCAUUGUAUUGUCUUGACAGACUCAUGUCUUUAGAAAUGCUGUACAGCACAGUCUUUUGCAAGUUCCUAUGCUGAUACAUUUCUCUCCAUAUGUAACCUUUGAAAUCUAGUUUCUAUUGUAAUUCUAGCAUGUAAACACUAGAUUCAAUUUUGUAUUCCUCUAAUGAAUGCAACAGGAUGGAAACACGUUUGCAAUUGCUAAUGAUGAGCUUUUUUACUGUUCUUAAUACUCAUGGGUAUGUCUUUUCUUCAGGGAUUUCAGAAUUGUAUUCGUACCUUUUUAAAUUGUUUUUUCACAUGCUGUUUACAAUUAAACCACGAGCAUGGGAGGCUGUGCGUGCAUGUGCUUUUAGGUUGCUUUGCUGAAUGAAAUACAGUGGAGUGAUCUUACUCUAAAACCUCUCUCUUGCCCAGAGAGGUUUUGGCUGCCCCUGGAUCUCUGGAAGUGUCCAGGGCCAGGCUGGACAGGGCUUGGAGCAACCUGGGAGGGUGGAAGGUGUCCCUGCCCAUGGCAGGGGUGGAACUGGAUGAUCCAUUCCAACCCAAACCGCUCCAUGGCUCUGUGAUGCUCGUUUUUCCUUGUGUCCCACCUGUCUCCUUGUACCCUUCACAGUAUCUGGUACAGCAGAAGCCACCAGUGGGGUUAUUCUGGUGUGUUCUGUGGAGACCUGACAUUGUCAGAGGUUGUUAUGAGGAGUUUUUUUUGGGAGGCAAUCCAGCUCCUUACACAAGUAGUGUUCCAACCGAUAUAUUUUUCCUGAAUGUCAGUUAAAAGGCCAAGAGUAGAUGAAAUCACAGGUGCGAAUGUGUAUGUGUGUGUUUGUAAGAACUUCGUGCACCUUUUAAUGCUGGAAGUUGUUUUGUAUUAAAAGAUGAGAAAGAGCUGUGAGUGUAGAACCCCUGCUAGGAAGAACUGUGGAGAAAUCUCCACCAAAGCAGAUUAGAAAAAUCAGCAAGUGAAUUAGAGGCAGUCUGACUCUGGAGACUCGAAUUCUGGUUUAGUUCUGACACAGUGGGGUCUGUCUGGGUGGGCUCCUCGAUGGUCCUUGGCACUGUUGGGUCUGCUGUGGCUCAGACGAGGGAAGGGUGUUCUCCUGCACAAGGCAGCUGAGGAAGAGUUUAUGCUGAGGCUCCAGAAUUACCUGUUUUGUGCCAACUCAGAACUGUUGUUAAAAUACAGGGGAGAGGGGUUCUUCCACCCCAUGGUUUUAAUAGACAUUUCUGUAGCUGACUUUUCAACUAAGACUAAUAAUAAGAAAAACUACAGUUGAGCCAAAAAUGACAAAUGUUACUGAGUUAAAAUAAUACUUGCAUAUUUUUAAUUAUUAAAUGGAACUAGAUAAAUUGGAAGCAUGUAAAUAACUGAUUCUAAAUCUUUGCGUAAUUAUUUCCAAGAGGUAAUUUUGCUAUGAGCUAUUAAAACUCCAAGAAGUGUAUUAUUCCCUUUUGAGAUGGUGUGUACCCCAGCUGUGUCAUACAUCUCUUGGCUUGUUUCCUUUUUGCUGUAGAUGUACAUACAUAUAUAUAUUUGUGUGCUGUGCAGUUGUACAGUCACUGCCACGUUAAAUUGAUUGCUUUCAAAUGACUAUAUCUGUGUAUUUUACAUAUGUGUGUAUAUGUAUAAGCAGUUUAACAGGGCAGUGGUUGUACAGCCACAGAGUUUAGGGCUUUGUACAAUAUGUAAUUUUAAGAAUGUCAAUGUGGUUCUUUAGCAGAUUUUAUAAAACACUUCUCCGAAUCUGUUAUCAGCACUUCCCAUCCUACAAGAAACUGCACAUUUUUCAGUGAUUGUUCCACUGGUUACAUUUUUGUCUGCCAUUUGUUCUGGAUUGAUGUAAUCUUGAUACUACUAAAAUUUCAAGGGCUGUUGACGCAUUUCACAUAGCCUGGGAUUGCCUGUUCUCCAAAUAUAUGGAUCAUGCAUCAACAGUACUAAGUAGCCUUACUGUUUUGCCUAAAAGCCUAGCUAAUUUAUUUAAUAUUCUCUCUUUAAAGAGAGGUCUUUGGAAGGGGUGGCAUAUUUUAGGAUGCUCCUUCUCUUUAAAGGGAAACUCGGAAUUGACUAGCAGUACUUGUUGAUCAGUGAUAUUAUUGUAGCCAAAGGAUGCAUGGGUGGUUUAAUAGGAAGUUUUUGCUUCAAGUUUCUUGAUGAAAUGUAGUGUUCUACAGAGCUGUGUGAAGAGUGUAGUUUUUUAUUCUGAAAUGCACUUGUACACUUUAUUUGAAAGGUCUGAAUGGAUCAUAAAUACAUUUAAGAAAUAAAUGAUACAUCACAUGUUUUCA